Molecule: messenger RNA, 594 nt
Organism: Psylliodes chrysocephalus
Lineage: Eukaryota; Metazoa; Arthropoda; Insecta; Coleoptera; Chrysomelidae
Source: the annotation of a GenBank genome assembly
GUAGUGAUGCACCACAUCAAUCAACAAUUUCUCGUUGGAAUGGAGAAUUUACACGAGGACGGGUUAAUCUUAGUGACGAGCCAAGAACAGAUGCACCUAAAUCGGUAGUCACCCAGGAAACCAUUGAUGCUUUGUGCAGGAUCAUCGAGGACGAUCGGCAUAUGACAUAUCGCGAGAUUGAAGCAUCGUUAGGGAUUUCAAAGACCUCAAUCCAAAAGAUUUUGCAUGAAGAAUUGGAAGUAAAAAAAUUAGUGUCCCGUUGGAUACCGCAUCUGUUGACCGAAAAACAAAAAGAAGCUAGGGUAAAUUGAUGUCAAAAAACUCUAGAGCGCUUCAACGCUGGAAACUCUAAAAACUCUAAAAACGCGUACUGCAUCGAAAGUGGUGAUGAAUCAUGGAUUUACUCAUAUGAACCUGAAAAUAAACGCCAAUCGUCUGUUUGGGUUUUCCAAGGUGAAGACAAGCCGACAAAAGUGAUCCCGACCUAAGUUUCAACGAUUUUUUUUUCUUUUCGAAAAUCAAGAACGCACUGCGUGGGCAACGGUUCCAGUCACCAGAAGAUGCAGUUGAUGCAUUCAAAACAGCCAUUGGAGC